Acanthosepion pharaonis is the source of this 708-nucleotide messenger RNA. NCBI's taxonomy places the organism in Eukaryota, Metazoa, Mollusca, Cephalopoda, Sepiida, Sepiidae. The record is from the annotation of a GenBank genome assembly.
AUGCUGAUUUUCCUUACUACCAGUGUCCCGUGUCUCUUUUUAAUACUGAUUUCAUUCUGCCAGUGUCUCUUUCUUUUUGUCACUGAUUUUCCUUUACCAGUCUGUCUCUUUUUAAUACUGAUUUUCAUACUACCAGUGUCUGUCUCUUUUUUACUGCGAUUUUCAUUCAUACUACCAGUGUCACAAUCUCUUUUUUACCACGAAUUCAUUACCAGUUUUUCAUACUACCAGUGUCACAAUCUCUUUUUUAAUAAAUUUUCAUACUACCAGUGUCUGCAAUCUCUUUUAACUGAUUUUCAUUCUACCAGUGUCACAAUCUCUUUUUAUGCUGAUUUUUCAUACUACCAGUGUGUCUGUCUCUUUUAUGCUGAUUUUCAUACUACCAUUCUGUCUCUUUUUAAUACUGAUUUUUAUACUACCAGUGUCACAAUCUCUUUUUAUCCCCAUUUUCCUCCUACUACCAGUGUCACAAUCUCUUUUUAUGAUUUUUCCUUUUCAUUCAUACCAGUGUCACAAUCUCUUUUUAUACAAUUUUCCUUUACCAGUGUCUGUCUCUUUUUAUACACCAAUUUUUUCAUUCUACCACCAGUGUCACAAUCUCUUUUUAAUACUGAUUUUCAUACCAGUGUCUCUCUUUUUGUGCAAUUUUCAUAUACCCAGUGUUUCUCUUUUUUGUGCAGUUUUCCUUACAAUGUCUUCUCUUUUUGA